CCAUUCCAACAAGGUAGAGCGGCCAAAGCCAGCCCACGUCUGGCCGGUCGUUCCGUUCCGCUACUGCUAUAUGUGUGUGAGCGCAGCGAGCUAACGAGGAUUGUGUGAGUCCUCGCCAAGGAUUAGUGGAGUUGGUUUGUCCUCAGUAGAUAGUGUCGCGGCAGCUGCAGUUACAUCAAAGGCUUUAGCUCGCUCUUCCAGGUCACAUCAACGCGAACGUUGCUGGAUAGUAACCGUUUGAUAUCCCACUCUACUGUAAUAGCUGCUGCCAGAGCUGCUGCAGAUUCGCCUUUUCGUCGCAAAGGCUACAUUUUCCGAACGGACUUAUAAAUGUCGGACCUCAUCGGAAUGAUGCACUGAAGAAAGACUUGGCUUCAUGCAAGCGUCUGUCCAGAGGCUGCAGUAUAGCUGAGCGAUUGCGGCACACUGUUGACGUUUUUUUACGGUUCCACAGUCUAACAUCAGUGGUUGUCUGUAAAGGGAGAAUCGUGAAUUUAGAUCGCCCUGCGCUCGGCGAAAACAUAAUGGCCACUCUACUGCGGAAAAUCGGUCUGAUUCGUCUUCACGACCGGGACACAGAGGACCCCAAGCAUCACCAGGGCUCACUAAAGGGGACCAAGGGGAACACGAAGAACACGAAGCAGCACUGUCAGACCACCAACGAGACGAACAACAUCCUCAGCACCCCCGAGAUCAAAGCGAAGAAGCUGGACCAGCACAACAGCAAUGACAAACCGUCCGUAAAGGAUAAGCAACAGGGCAAGGACGCCAAUGAGAAACAGCAGAUGGGAGGCGGAGGAGGUGGGAUCGGGGUUGGAAAAUCAGCGACCAGUGCCUCAAUACCACCACUAGCCCCUCACCGGCAGCACUGCACCCAAGUCCGGACGAGGAGACUUAUGAAGGAACUCCAGGAGAUCCGGCGGUUGGGAGACAACUUUAUAACGGUCGAACUGGUCGACGACAAUCUAUUUGACUGGAACGUCAAGCUCCACCAGGUGGACAAAGACUCGGCGCUGUGGCAGGACAUGAAAGAAACAAACACCGAGUUCAUUCUGCUGAAUGUCUCUUUCCCCGACAAUUUCCCCUUCUCUCCGCCAUUCAUGCGGGUGCUCACCCCCCGGUUGGAAAACGGGUACGUUCUGGACGGUGGAGCGAUAUGUAUGGAGUUGUUAACCCCCCGCGGAUGGUCCAGCGCCUACACAGUGGAAGCCGUGAUGAGACAAUUUGCUGCAAGUCUGGUAAAAGGACAGGGGCGUAUCUGCAGAAAAGCAGGGAAGUCCAAGAAGGCAUUUAGCCGCAAAGAGGCGGAGGCCACCUUUAAGAGUCUGGUGAAGACCCACGAGAAGUACGGCUGGGUCUCCCCCCCAGUGUCUGACGGCUGAGGUGACGGGCCGGCCAUGACGCUAGCUAGCCAUGCUAACCAUGACACACCGCGCUAACUCGACUUCUCCUCCUUGACCAUACCACUCCACCGCUCAAGUUGUUUUCGGUUGCUUUGGGUUUUUUCUUGUUGUUGUCUUCAUCAGCUCACUGAGACUUCAGAAGGAACAAAUAAAGGAACACUCGCCUACUUCGUCUUCACUUUGCCGAUAAUCGUCAUAAUCUCGUCAUCAUCAAGCCUUCCUCCUGCGCUGCACUCCUCCCUCCUCUCUCUCUGCGUUCAUCCCUCCUUCGGCUGAGUAGAAGGUUCUGCGGGAUGUGCGUGAACUGACUUAUUCAGGAAAGUGUGUGUGUGUGUGUCAGCGGAGUGUUUGUCACAGUGGUUGAUGGAUUGGGUUUCCGACACACGCACACACACACCAACCACACACCAACCACACACCCACACUGACUGUGUGGGGAUCUGUGGAAAGACUGUGAAAGACUACUGAGAAGAGGGAGAUGUAUCCCCUUUCCUUUUUUGUCCCACCCUCCCAUCUCACCUUCCUUCCUCUCCUCUUCUGUCCCACCCUCCCAUCUCACCUUCCUUCCUCUCCUCUUUUGUCCCACCCACCCAUCUCACCUUCCUUCCUCUCCUCUUUUGUCCCACCCUCCCAUCUCACCUUCCUUCCUCUCCUCUUUUGUCCCACCCUCCCAUCUCACCUUCCUUCCUCUCCUCUUUUGUCCCACCCUCCCAUCUCACCUUCCUUCCUCUCCUCUUUUGUCCCACCCACCCAUCUCACCUUCCUUCCUCUCCUCUUUUGUCCCACCCUCCCAUCUCACCUUCCUUCCUCUCCUCUUUUGUCCCACCCUCCCAUCUCACCUUCCUUCCUCUCCUCUUUUGUCCCACCCUCCCAUCUCACCUUCCUUCCUCUCCUCUUUUGUCCCACCCUCCCAUCUCACCUUCCUUCCUCUCCUCUUUUGUCCCACCCUCCCAUCUCACCUUCCUUCCUCUUAUCCCUCACCGCUCUCUCUAAGCUGACACUACAUUGCACUGAACUGAAGUCCAUCCAGUCUGCCUGAUCAUUUAAAUCCUGACCAGGCUGUUGAUGUUUAAUAGACAGGCAGUGCAGGAAGGCAGCUCAUGCAUUCACCCCUUCUUUUUCGUUAGAUUUUUCUCUCCUCUGUUCUUCUCUUUUGACUGUGCUGUUUUUCACAGUUCAAUGCAACAUGAAGAUUGUAAUGUAUGUAGAGCUGUGCUCUCUCUCCAUCUCGCUUUCUAUCGUUAAUUCUCCUCUCUCUCUCUUUGUGGCUAAAUUUAGACCUCAGUGUGUUGCGUAGACGGUUAUUGAUUUCUAACGAGAAAAAAAAUCACUUGCUUUAUAUGCAGAGACUGUACGAUUAAUAGAAUGGCAGUCAACCACAGCAAUCUCUAUCCCCUCUCCCUUGCUUUCUCUCCUCUCUCUCUCUCUCGCUGUCUUUCUCCUCUUUCUCUGUAUAUCUCUCUGUAUAUCUCUCUGUAUCUCUCUCUGUAUCUCUCUCUGUAUCUCUCUCUCUCUCUCACUGUCUCUCUCUGUCUCUAACUCUCCCUGUAUUUCUCCUCUCUCUCUCUCUCUCUCUCUCCCUCCCUCCCUCCCUCCCUCCCUCCCUCUUCUCUCUCUCUCUCUGGUCACAUUAUCAUGUAUAGAUGAAGACCAGCAGCUAUAAUUCAUAUAAUCCAUGAUUUAGGUACCAGAUGGUCAAGCUAAUAAUCAGGCCCCUGAAAGGUGUGUGCAUUGGCACAUCACAUGCACACUCAGCAUUUAGCGUUGGCUCGCGUGCACACACACACACCUGCCAGCGUGGCUGUGUGUGAUGAUAACACCCCUAAAUUAGGAUGGACAGAGCAGAACUCUGGCGAGGAUGGAGUGGUGGAAUAAUAAACAAGUGUCCUCUGAAAGAUGACUGUGUCUCAGUGAGCUCCUGAUUAAUGUCUGGAGGGAGGGAGAUAGGGAAGGAGAGAGGGAGGGAGAGGGGAAGGGAGAGGGAAGAAGAGAGAAGGAAUAGAGAGGGAGGAAUAGAGGGAAGGAGAGAGGGAUGCAAACUUUGAUGUUCACCGCCAGCUCCUCGAAAUGUCAGCUGGAAUCCAGAAUGGCUGAGAAAAAGCAUGUGUGUGUGUGUACAAACACACACACACACACACACACACACACACACACACACACACACACACACACACACACACACACACACACACACACACACACACACACACACACACACACACACACACACACACACACACACACACACACACACACACACACACACACACACACACACACUGUAGCUUCCACAUCCCUCUUGUUAUGCUGUACAGUAUAUGUGUGGCUGGGAAUGAACAACACAAGGAGCUAGUUGCUAAUUGCUGUGACAUUUGACCAGAGAGUUGUCAGAUGAAUAACUAGUGAGAGUGAUGACGUCACACCUCCUGCUCCGCUCACACACACACACACACACACACACACACACACACACACACACACACACACACACACACACACACACACACACACACACACACACACACACACACACCUCCUGCACUGCUGGGUCGGGGGUUCUAGACAAACUCACUUUUUGUUUUACAUUGUGUGUAAAGCAAUGUUUAUACAGUACAUCAUUAUAGACAAUGUUCAUCAUCAGGGGGAUGAUAUGUGUGUGAGAGUGGUUGUCUCGUGUGUGAUGGUCUCUUGGACACAGUUAAAGACAUCCCCAUCUGGUAUCUAAUCAUGAGAAAGGGUACGUUUUAAAAUGGUACCCUACUGUAUUACCCAUCUAGUGCACUACUUGUGACCAGAGCCCUAUGUAGGAAAUAGGGUGCCAAUUGGAUGAGGCCUAAGUCAGUGCUGACGGUCUUCUUCCUCUUUUCUGUUGGGGACAGUCAAGUCAGGGUUGGCUGUGGGCAUUUCUCUGUGCUUACGAUGAGAGGAGAAAACUACUGUAAAAUUAAGAAUUAAUUAGACAAAAUAUCUCCAAAUUGGGUGUUUGCUGGUUUAAAGAGAAUCAUUUUGUGAUAUAGUUUAGAUCGUUAGUUUGCAGACACAACUGGGUGAAUCAGUUCUGUUGUAUUAUAUCUGCAUGUGGUAAGUGAUUGGUAGCUAGCUAUCUUUUUUUCAAGAAAAACAACGGGGAAAACGACGACGGGGUAAGAAAACGAACAGCAAAAUGCUUCUCUUCUCUUGUUCUCUUGAUUUCCGUUUUCAGUAUUUAUAUUUUUCGUUCCGACUUCCUAAAAAAUACUUUCACGUUAUGUUCUUUGAAUGUUUGUGUUUUAAUUUAUUUGUGAUUUGCCAAAAUGAAGAUGUUGAAGCAUGUCGCAGGUAUUGUCACAGAAAAAGAGAAAUAAAUCCGAACUAAGAAUGAUGAUGCUUAUCUGUGUCAGAAGGAGGGUGUUCAGUUGUAUAUUUUGUAGGGGACUUUCAAAGAACCAGAUUAAGAAGGACUAGACAAUGAUGUCAACCUUCUCCAGGAACUAAUCUCACUGGGAGCAGAACUCUAUGGAACCCACUGGAACUGAAGGAUCAAUCAGAAUUCUCUGCUCUCACGUGUAUUUCCUACUCUCUUCUGUGAUAUCACUGAUGUCCAUCCUUCUUUUUCUGGUUCCAGACCUCGGUACUGCUCGGGUAGAAGUUGCCCUUAGGCACAGAUCUAGGAUCAGCUUACCCUGCCUAAAUCCUAACCUUCACGAUUACAAUGGAAUACGCACAUCUGCCCCUAGAUCAGUUUCUUGGGGCAACUUCACCCUACUCCCGAUUGAAGUGUCUAGUCCAGGCCGAGGUCAAAAGUUCAAAAGGUGAAAGGUCGUUGCAAGACCAAACAGGAAUGUGCAAUAAAAGUUACAGCUUAUUGA
Messenger RNA from Oncorhynchus masou masou (cherry salmon), 5251 nucleotides. Its product is annotated as ubiquitin-conjugating enzyme E2Q-like protein 1. The transcript is spliced from 3 exons. NCBI's taxonomy places the organism in Eukaryota, Metazoa, Chordata, Actinopteri, Salmoniformes, Salmonidae. The record is from RefSeq and is a predicted model, not a curated record. Bases 525 to 1382 code for a protein of 285 amino acids.